AUGUCGUAUGGACAAGAUAAAAGAUCGUAUGGACAAGCUAAAAUGUCGUAUGGACAAGAUAAAAUGUCGUACGGACAAGAUAAAAUGUCGUAUGGACAAGAUAAAAGAUCGUACGGACAAGAUAAAAUGUCGUACGGACAAGAUAAAAUGUCGUACGGACAAGAUAAAAUGUCGUACGGACAAGAUAAAAUGUCGUACGGACAAGAUAAAAUGUCGUACGGACAAGAUAAAAUGUCGUAUGGACAAGAUAAAAUGUCGUACGAUCAAGACAAGAUGUCGUACGGACAAGACAAAAUGUCGUACGGACAAAAUAAAAUGUCGUACGGACAAGAUAAAAUGUCGUACGGACAAGAUAAAAUGUCGUACGGACAAGAUAAAAUGUCGUAUGGACAAGAUAAAAUGUCGUACGGUCAAGAUAAAAUGUCAUACGAUCAGGAUAAAAUGUCGUACGGAGAUAAAAUGUCGUAUGGACAAGAUAAAAUGUCGUACGGACAAGAUAAAAUGUCGGAUGGACAAGAUAAAAUGUCGUACGAUCAAGAUAAGACUUCGUACGGACAAGACAAAAUGUCGGACGGACAAAAUAAAAUGUCGUACGGACAAGACAAAAUGUCGUACGGACAAGAUAAAAUGUCGUACGGACAAGAUAAAAUGUCGUAUGAACAAGAUAAAAUGUCGUGUGGACAAGAUAAAAUGUCGUACGGACAAGAUAAAAUGUCGUACGGUCAAGUUAAAAUGUCGUAUGGACAAGCUAAAAUGUCGUAUGGACAAGACAAAAUGUCGUAUGGACAAGAUAAAAGAUCGUAUGGACAAGCUAAAAUGUCGUAUGGACAAGAUAAAAUGUCGCACGAUCAAGACAAAAUGUCGUACGAUCAAGAUGAAAUGUCGUAUGGACAAGAUAAAAUGUCGUAUGGACAAGAUAAAAUGUCGUAUGGACAAGAUAAAAUGUGA
Molecule: messenger RNA, 948 nt
Organism: Ylistrum balloti
Lineage: Eukaryota; Metazoa; Mollusca; Bivalvia; Pectinida; Pectinidae
Product: TATA-binding protein-associated factor 2N-like
Exons: 1
Coding region: 1-948 (315 amino acids)
Source: RefSeq, a predicted model, not a curated record